CAACAACCAUUGUCACUUUAUUGAUAUAAAUUUAUUUCAAUUUUUACACCACUUUCUAUAAAGUUUUAUUUAACCAUGUUUGCUAAAUUAUUAUUUGUGUUCAUUUUCAUCACCUCAUUUGAAUGCAUGAUCAAUGCUUCAGAAUCAAUUGAAGAACUCGAGCAAGAGAUGAGAAGCCUCCCAAUCAAAAAUCCUUUUGAGCUUGCCAAACUCUUGAAUUACGUUCGUAGCAGUGUUGUUGACAGUCAAACAUUUCGGACAAUCAAAAUAGGAAUUACUAACAUAAUUGGAGGAUGUGAAUGUAACAAAAAAUCUACCGAGCGACAGAAACCCAAAUCGGCAGAGAAAAAACCUUUCUAUGUUAGACUUGGGUACAAUCCGAAUAAAAACGUUGAAAUGGCUGAAGGUCAUAUUUUGGUGAAACAAAAGGAUUUACCAUGAGCACUAUGUGAUGAAUGUAACAUGUAAUUUUUGAAAUAUAUUUCAGAGUUUAAUAAAAUUUUUGUAUAUUGAA
Molecule: messenger RNA, 514 nt
Organism: Tetranychus urticae (two-spotted spider mite)
Lineage: Eukaryota; Metazoa; Arthropoda; Arachnida; Trombidiformes; Tetranychidae
Source: RefSeq, a predicted model, not a curated record